This is a messenger RNA of Gracilinanus agilis (Agile Gracile Mouse Opossum), 1493 nucleotides long. RefSeq names its product PDLIM1 interacting kinase 1 like (gene PDIK1L). Bases 93 to 1118 code for a protein of 341 amino acids. Gene Ontology annotation, biological process: protein phosphorylation. The transcript is spliced from 3 exons. The record is from RefSeq and is a predicted model, not a curated record. Lineage: Eukaryota; Metazoa; Chordata; Mammalia; Didelphimorphia; Didelphidae. Gene Ontology annotation, molecular function: protein kinase activity; ATP binding.
GCGGCGGCGCGAGGAUCCCGAUAAUGGCGGCCUGCAGAGCCCGGGAGAAGGAGAGGCGGCGACGGCGACCCUGAGAAACCUUGACAUUGAAGAUGGUGAGUAGCCAGCCAAAGUACGAUCUAAUACGGGAGGUUGGCCGAGGCAGUUAUGGUGUGGUGUAUGAAGCUGUCAUCAGAAAGACUUCUGCUCGGGUUGCUGUGAAGAAGAUUCGAUGCCAUGCCCCCGAGAAUGUUGAGUUAGCUCUCCGUGAAUUCUGGGCGCUUAGUAGUAUCAAGAGCCAGCAUCCCAAUGUAAUUCACUUGGAAGAAUGCAUUUUACAGAAAGAUGGCAUGGUGCAGAAGAUGUCCCAUGGUUCCAACUCAUCUCUUUAUUUACAGCUUGUAGAGACUUCAUUGAAAGGAGAAAUCGCCUUUGAUCCCAGAAGCGCCUAUUAUCUGUGGUUCGUGAUGGAUUUCUGUGAUGGAGGAGACAUGAAUGAGUACCUGUUAUCCCGGAAACCCAACCGGAAAACUAACACGAGCUUCAUGCUUCAGCUCAGCAGUGCUCUGGCUUUCUUGCACAAGAAUCAGAUUAUCCAUCGUGACCUCAAGCCCGAUAAUAUCCUGAUUUCUCAAAGCCGGUUGGAUACAAGUGACUUGGAACCCACGCUGAAAGUGGCUGAUUUUGGUUUGAGUAAAGUUUGCUCUGCUUCUGGGCAGAACCCAGAAGAACCUGUCAGUGUAAAUAAAUGCUUCCUUUCCACUGCAUGCGGAACAGAUUUCUACAUGGCUCCUGAGGUUUGGGAAGGCCAUUACACGGCCAAAGCAGACAUCUUUGCCCUGGGGAUUAUCAUCUGGGCCAUGCUGGAAAGGAUCACCUUCAUAGACACAGAGACCAAGAAGGAGCUCUUGGGGAGUUAUGUGAAACAAGGAACUGAGAUUGUGCCUGUAGGGGAGGCCCUUUUGGAAAAUCCUAAGAUGGAACUGCUCAUCCCUGUGAAAAAGAAGUCCAUGAAUGGUCGGAUGAAACAGCUGAUUAAGGAAAUGUUGGCUGCAAACCCUCAGGAUCGUCCAGAUGCAUUUGAGCUAGAACUUAGAUUAGUCCAAAUUGCUUUUAAAGAUAGUGGCUGGGACACGUGACACAUGGAUUGCUGGGAAACACCUUGGAUGACAUGCUGCUUCUGUCUGAACAGGGAUGCAACAUUUUUGUGGCAGAAAAAAAAUGGAAUACAUAAGACUAAACUCCUACUGACGAGUUUAGAUUUUACUGUGUUUUUUUUAAGGUUUUCUUAAGUCUGAGUCAGCCAUUUUGUUAGUAUGUUUUAAAUGUGUAUUACCAAUGUGUGUGUAAAUUUUUUAAAAGACCAUUGGUAGAAAUUUGACAGGAAAAUUCUGUAAGAGCCAAGGAGAGAUGAGAGUCCAGGUUUUCUGGGAAUAUGUCACAAGUAUUUUAGACAUUCCUUGUCAGUAUUAGGAAUUUCCAUAGAAAUAGUGGUUUACAUGCUGGUCAUGCAA